AUGGGGGUUAUUAUCGGAAAGGCUCAUUUAUUAAUAAGCGUAUAUGGAAGUUUGGAUCCUGCGGGAGUCUUGGAAGUGUAUAAGGACUGUCGAUUUAAUUCAAAAAUCGCAAAAUUCGCGGACGCUUUUUACACGAAUCGCGGUGGUUACGCCACUGUGUUAAAUGUGGCCAGUCUUAAUGUUUUCGCAAAUAUUGGAUCGGCACCCCAGCCUGACUGCUGCUCGUCACAACUCACCCCACGUCGUAAUACAAUUUGUUUUAAUUUUACAAUAACGAUGCCUAGAUGUUUUCAUACUGAAAACUUAGUAAUCAAAUUUGUGUACGUGCAUGUGCGUGUACUUAUUAUAAAAGAAUCGCGUACACCAGAUCGGCUUCACAUGCGUUCUUUUGCACCAGAAUGUAGCCACAUUAAAGCGGCGCUAUGGUAUUCCGAUUCCGUGAGAAACGAAACGAAGUAUAAUGGCUACCAAAUCCACGGAUUGUGUUUUGGCUCUAUUUGAUAACGACACUGCGAAGAGAAUGAUUACAUUUACUUCGGACCGCGUAUAGACAUGAGUGCGUAAGAAUAAUUUUCUCUCUAUUUUUUAUUCUACUUAUGACACGACU
Molecule: messenger RNA, 607 nt
Organism: Vollenhovia emeryi
Lineage: Eukaryota; Metazoa; Arthropoda; Insecta; Hymenoptera; Formicidae
Exons: 3
Coding region: 1-501 (166 amino acids)
Source: RefSeq, a predicted model, not a curated record